CCGGUUGCCUGGCGGGGCCCCGUCGCUUUCCCGUGCCUUAGGGACGAGUUCUUCGCUCGCUCGCUCCUCCACCUGGGCGCGUGCGCGCGUCAGCUCGCUUGCUGCAGGAUCUGUUCUCUCUUCGGCCUGGGGAGGGGGAGUGGGUCCCUUUCACGCGUCGCUCCUUCGAGCAGCCGCCCGGCUCAGCCGCUCUAGCCCAAGGACAAGAGAGGGCUGCUGGUGGCCAGACCGCUUCCUGCUUCGAAGCACCGGCCGCUCCCUACGGGGAACGGACGCGGACUUCUGCGGGCCUGGAGCAUUCGGCUGUUUGAUCCACCGGCCCUCAGUGCUGCUGUCAUGGACACACACCAGAAUGGAACAGGUUAUGUACUUUAAAAGGAGCUGCUCUUCCUCACAAUACGUGCAUUUAAACCUGCUACUUUGAUUGAUACAUGGGAAUAACAAUUCUUGGGUUUUAAUUUCCAUUCGCUUCACAUUUUAAUGUUAUUGUUGAAGCUUUAGCCUUCUGCCAAGAAGUGCAGAGGAAGAUCUGAGCUGAACAAAUGGCGGCACAGUGUGUGACAAAGGUGGAGCUGACUAUUGCCUGCACCAAUCUAUUGGAUAAAGAUGUUGGUUCCAAGUCAGACCCACUGUGUGUGCUUCUCCAGAACACGAGUGGUCAGCAGUGGUAUGAGGUUGAUCGCACAGAAAGAGUUAAGAAUUCCUUGAACCCAAAGUUUUCCAAGAAGUUCUUAAUUGAUUACUAUUUUGAGCUUGUUCAGAAACUUAAAUUUGGAAUAUAUGACAUCGAUAACAAAACCUUUGAUCUGAGUGAUGAUGACUUCUUAGGAGAAUUUGAAUGUACACUGGGCCAAAUAGUUUCUAGCAGGACUGUAACAAAACCAUUAGUACUGAAAAAUGGCAGACCUGCUGGAAAAGGAAGCAUUACGAUUACAGCAGAAGAAGUGAAGGAUAACAGGGUGGUUGUAUUGGAAGUAGAAGCAAGGAAAUUAGACAAUAAGGAUUUUUUUGGAAAGUCAGAUCCUUAUCUGGAAUUCCACAAGCAGACUGGAGAUGGAAACUGGGUGAUGGUUCACAGAACAGAGGUUAUUAAAAACAACCUGAAUCCUGUUUGGAGGCCCUUCAAAAUCUCUCUCAAUUCUCUGUGUUACAGUGACAUGGAUAAGACAAUCAAGGUUGAAUGCUACGACUAUGAUAGUGAUGGGUCUCACGAUCUCAUAGGAAGUUUUCAAACAACCAUGUCAAAACUGAAGGAAGCAUCACGGUCCUCACCUGUUGAAUUUGAGUGCAUCAAUGAAAAAAAAAGGCAGAAGAAAAAAAGCUAUAAGAACUCUGGCAUCGUGAGUGUUAAGCACUGUGAGAUCAUAGUAGAAUGCACGUUCCUUGAUUACAUCAUGGGUGGCUGCCAGAUUAAUUUCACAGUGGGAAUAGAUUUUACAGGUUCCAAUGGAGAUCCUCGCUCUCCAGACUCACUACAUUACCUCAGCCCUAAUGGAGUUAAUGAAUACCUAACAGCCAUUUGGUCUGUAGGAAUGGUCAUUCAGGAUUAUGAUACAGAUAAGAUGUUUCCAGCCUUUGGAUUUGGUGCACAAAUUCCUCCUUCCUUUCAGGUGUCACAUGAGUUCCCAAUAAAUUUUAACCCAUCAAACCCAUUCUGUAAUGGAAUCCAAGGCAUUGUUGAUGCAUAUCGGGCUUGUCUUCCUCAAGUGAAGUUAUAUGGGCCAACAAAUUUUUCUCCAAUUAUAAAUCAUGUGGCAAGGUUUGCUGCAGCAGCUACACAACAGCAAACAGCAUCUCAAUACUUUAUACUUCUAAUUAUAACGGAUGGUGUGAUAACAGACCUCGAUCAGACACGAACUGCCAUAGUUAAUGCUUCAAAAUUGCCCAUGUCCAUCAUCAUUGUUGGUGUUGGAGGAGCAGACUUUGAUGCUAUGGAGUUUCUUGAUGGUGACAAUGGAGUUCUUAGAUCCUCUUCAGGAGAACCAGCUGUCAGAGACAUUGUCCAGUUUGUGCCAUUCAGGAAGUUCCAAAAUUCUCCAAAAGAAGCACUGGCGCAGUGUGUCCUGGCAGAAGUCCCUCAGCAAGUGGUGAACUACUUCAGCACCUACAAGCUGCAACCUCCAAAGAAUCCUGCUGCAAAGUGAAUGGGCUGAGCAGGGGAAAUGAGACUUGUGCCUGCUUUACUUUUACUGUAUCUACAGACUUUGGUUCUCAAGAUACUUCUUUAUACAUGGAUACACGCUCCUCUGUAUGGUAAACGUCUGUUAGUUUUUGCCUGCAAAUCACUUUGCCAAGUGUGCCUUUAGGGGACAAAAUCAUAAUAUUUCAUGUUGAUUUGAAUGAUAGGGCUUGCAUGGAUGCAUUUUAGUUUGAAAAGUAAGAGUGGGGAAAAAAAAGAGGUUGAACAUGCAGCGAGGAGGAGGAGAAUGGCUGGAAGUGGAAAAAAUGGCUGCCUGAUAAAUAAAUACGGUAAAUGGGAAUAUUCAGUUACUUUUGCGGGGAUCUUCACUGAGGACCCCAGUUUCUCGGUGAUCAUAAAACCAGCCUGAAAUGAACAGGAGAAUGUAAUCUGGAAUAACUUCAGGCUUCUGUGUCUCUUGAGCCACCAUAAAAAAAUUCUGUCAUGAGAGUUCCAUAAUGCAGUAAGUGCCAAAACAGAGCAUAAGGAUCCUCCUUGCGUGCCUGCAUCAUGUUUGCCACUUCAGUGCCUUUGGCCAGUGCCUAGAAUUCGGAGCUGUGUGAACAUGAGUCAAACAAGUCAUUAAAGUAUGUAUUUUACAAUAUGCAUUCUCUUAAGGUAGCACAGGAAUAACGAGAGUGAAUCGAGGUAAGUCUUUAACAUCUCGGAAAAAUAGUAUUGGCCUUCUGGGCUACUGCUGGAAAGGCUGUAAGAUGUGUUUUAGUGUGCACGAAUAUGGGAACUCCAGAUGUUAUUUUGUUUGGGACUUUGUUUUGGUUUUGUGGUUUGGUUAUUGGUGGGUUUUUUUCCCACUCACAUAAAAGUCACUCCUAUUGAUCUUUAAAGGGCUUUUUGUGAAGUGGGAUUGACUUUUUAGUUAAAAAGUUUUAUCUUCUUUCAAGCAAAGACAGAUCUUGAAAGUGCUACCUGUAUUGGUUUUGUCAUAUUUUGAAUUAUACUGCUUUUUCAUGAGCCUACUAAUGAAAAGUGCCUGCAAAAAACCCACUCUUCCCUCUCCCCUCUUAUUAGGAAGACAUAAGAAAGACUCUGACUUCGAAUCCUGUGGUCAUACUGUGUUUCUCUAUGGCAAACAAUUUCUGGUUUAUUUUCUUGGCUUGGGUUUUCUUCUCAAUGUUUGUCAACUGUAAAUCAUGUUGUGUUUGCUUAGUUGACAGAUGAAGCUUCCUUGUCUCCCAGUUGUGUAGUGCUUGCUGAGGAUCUCUUCUGAUCCUCUUGGUGCAUAUAAUGUUAAGUGGAUAUAAAGGACUCGUUUAUCACUUCCAAAAUGCCCAUCUUGAACAUUAAUUUUGCAGUUUCACAUUCAGAGUGGUUUAGAGUUACACAUCUGACUGAUCUGAUUUUGGGUGGCGUUAUGUGUAAGAACUGAAUGGACCAACAGUCAAUUUAUCAUACUUGAAUGCUCAAGAUUGCACAAGAUCAUAGUGUAUGUGACUUUAUAUGUGACUCUUCUUUUAGUCAUUGGAGCUGCCAUUGUGUGUUUUGUUUUGGAUUUUUUUCAUAUGUGUCUAAUCCAGUCAAAAAUAUGUAUUGAGAAUGUAUAACACGUCCUGUAAAACUAACUGUAUGUUUUGUAGACAGUUGACUAGUUACCAGCCGUGAAUUAAUAUGUUACUCUUAAAAUCACGGAAUCAUAGAAUCAUGCAAGGGGAUCCUAAGCAGUCACUGUAGUGGAAUACCAAGGAAGUUUUGUUUCAUAUUAAGCCAAGCUCUUUAUUUCUAAAAAUAUAGUCCCUGUGUUUGUAUAAAAAUCUAGUCACCAUUUUAUCGUGUAGUGCUAAUGUGUUACUAAAUUAUAAUACAUAAAUUAUUAGGAAUUAUAAUUAUUAUAAAGUAUAAUAUACAUAUCAGAUAUCCAGCACAAAAUAUUAAGAUCAAGGAUGUAGUUAAUAAUGAACCCAAAUCACAUUGAUGCAAGUUGAUGCUAUAUGAUUUUGGAACAGUAAACUGUUACACAGAUACAUAUUCCAUGUACAGAAGUAACUGGAUGCAGUGUAGUAGUGUUUUGUUUGGAUUUGUUGAAGUGGACAAGUGCUAACAAUGGGAGUACAACAUAAUACUGAAGUUUCUCUGAGCUAUCUGCCAAAAAUACAAUGACACAUCUAAGUUUUGUUGCCAAUUCCGGUUUAAGUUUCCGUGGAAGUACAUUUAAAUGCAUUUAAGUACAUUAAUAGGUAUUAUUAUUAUAAAUAUCUGCUGCAUUUAAGAUAAAACUUUUCAUUUCAUCUGUAUUCUGUAUGUAGAUUCUGAGUCUCUCCAGUAGAGAAUCCAUUCUCUCUUGGAAAUGUGCCUCUGUAUUCCUCAAGCUUAGGGAAUUAAAUAGCAUACUUCUCACUGAGCCCUAUUCUGCGUAAAAGAAAAAUGUUCCAGACCUGAGCAUGACAAGAGCUGUUUCUCAGGUUUAACUUUUAUCUCAGAGGUUUACUGCUAGCAUCUCUUAAAAGGUUUAGAAACUUCGAAGACUGAAUCAAUAUUGUGAGUCAAGGAGUGCAGCAGCUUGUGAUUCAGAGGGAUGGGAGUUACUGUGUUGUUUUGCCAUUUUUUGUUUAUUUUUACAUGUAAGAAAUGCCUUAUUAACUUGAGGAUGACAAAGCAAAAUAUUGUCAAAGUUUUGUAGAGUAUGCUUGUAGGUCACUUGCACCACCUUGUGAUAAAAAUUAUGUAUAGCAGUCUUCAUAAUCAGAUUCUUUUUGCCUUAUAAGUCAUAAUAUAUACAUAUGUACAGCAGAGAAGUAACCUGUACCUAGAAUUUUUUACUUUCCUAUGUAUUUUGGUUCAGAUGAAGUUAACUGACUUACAAUGCUUAUGCAUCAAAAUAAAAUUUCA
Messenger RNA from Colius striatus (speckled mousebird), 5023 nucleotides. It is a transcript of the gene CPNE3, whose product is annotated as copine 3. The transcript is spliced from 18 exons. Gene Ontology annotation, biological process: cellular response to calcium ion; ERBB2 signaling pathway. Lineage: Eukaryota; Metazoa; Chordata; Aves; Coliiformes; Coliidae. Gene Ontology annotation, molecular function: calcium-dependent phospholipid binding; receptor tyrosine kinase binding. The record is from RefSeq and is a predicted model, not a curated record. Bases 543 to 2144 code for a protein of 533 amino acids. Gene Ontology annotation, cellular component: plasma membrane.